ACAUGAAACGUGAAAUGCGGUGCGAGUGAGUGGAGUGAAGACCAAGUACAACUCGUUUUGAAGUUGCCAGAAAUAGAGGCUUAAAACACGCCCAUUUUCCCAUUCUUUCCGAUUCAUUCAAACAAUGUUAGAUUUGUUUUUGCUUUUGCUUUUGGUCUGUCUCUCCUAAUUGUUCUCUUUUUUCUAAUCUUUUCUUUUUAUUCACCCCAAAAAAAAAAAAGCGAAAUGGGCCAAACGCCUUCCCUCUCCGAUCGAUUGAGUUGAAUUUUUGUGGGAGUGGAAGAGGCCAUGGGAUCCUCCGGCAGCAAAUCCAAGACGGCGUCGUCUCCGUCUCCGUCUUCGUCUGGUGGCCAAAGAAGAGCUCGAUCUAUUUCUAAAGCCCAGAGAGUAUUGCAAUCCUCUUGCCUCGGGACCACCACCAGAUCUCAUCAUCACCAACACCCUGUUUGUGAUAAUCACAACAAAGAAAAUGCAAGCAAUGGUCAAUCACAUGACCCGAAAAUCGAAUGCUACAACAACAGAAAGGUUAAGGAUGGACAACACUCCGAUGAAAUGCCUUGUAACAUAACUUCAAGUGAUGGUAUUGGUGGCAGUGGUACCACCUCUGGCCAACGACCUCCGUCAGCUCGAUCGGGUCGCUUCCUUUCCCGAUUUAGCUUCAUCCCUGGUAAUGUAAGCUUCAGGCUGAGCAGGGCAAACAGUUUAGGCUCUUCCAGGUCUUAUCCAACAUUUUUCAACAACGAAGACAAUGCUAGCGGAGGGCCCGCCGCUGGUGGCUUUGUCAGUGGGGAUGAGUCUCACCAAGGCACCGAAUUGCUUCCGAUGUCAAUGAUUAACCCAACUCCUGCGCUCUGUUGCGAGGAUUCUUCCGCUAACUUGCAGUUAAACACUAGUCGAGGCGGUUGUUCUUAUUGCUCGGGAGAUGAUCAGGCAGGCUCAUAUGUAGCUAGAAAUGGUAGUAGUGGUUCAGGGAUUGAUGGGAAUUUGUGCUCGCCGAGAAAUCUUUCCGAGAUGGAAAAUGUUGGCAUUAGAGUUUCUGAUAGGAUUGCUGGAGCUAGAGAACCGAUUGAGCGGAAUGUUCGUUUCAGUAGAACAUUAAGUGUUGGAAGACUUCGUGAUAGAGUUCUCCGCCGAUCAUCAUUAUCCGACAUAUCGUUUUGUCCCUCAUUAGUUCAACAGCAGCAACAAGUAGGAGAAGUGAGAGAUACCGACGCCUGGGAGGAUCAGACUGGGACAUUGGCAUCUGAAAGUAGUACUGUAGCCUCCCCAAAUUCAUCUGCUCACCCUUCAUCCAGUAUGUCAAACUCAUUGUUCAGGAUCCAAGAUUAUGAGGUCGAAACGCCUCCAUCCAGAGAAACACGGUAUCAUGAUCUUUUGGAGCAUAGAUCAAAUUUCCUUGAAAGGAGGAGGAGAAUACGAUCUCAGGUUCGCGCUCUUCAGCGGCUGGGAAGCCGUUUUGAAAACGUGUCUGGACACGAGAGGUCCUGCAUCUUAUCUGGUCAACACAGAACAGGUCGUUGUACUUGUCGUGCAAGUAACCGGGACCCCCAUUUGAAUGAUGAUACCAGUGCCAGGGCUAGCAUAUCCAGAAUUGUUAUGCUGGCUGAGGCAUUAUUUGAGGUUCUGGAUGAAAUUCACCAGCAAUCUGUGGUUUUAUCAUCCCGACCUUCUGUUUCUUCUAUUGGAUCUGUUCCUGCACCUAGUGACGUUGUGGAAUCUUUGCCUGUCAAGUUAUAUACGAAGUUGCAAAAACAUCAAAAUGAGGAAGUGGCACAUUUUGAUGCUAGCGGAAAUGGGCUGCACUGGUUGAAACAUAAUUCAGCUGCAGAGCCAGAUUUGGAAGAGAGAGUUUGUUGA
This is a messenger RNA of Morus notabilis, 1857 nucleotides long. RefSeq lists its product as uncharacterized. The record is from RefSeq and is a predicted model, not a curated record. The coding region runs from base 289 to 1857 and encodes 522 amino acids. The transcript has 5 exons. Lineage: Eukaryota; Viridiplantae; Streptophyta; Magnoliopsida; Rosales; Moraceae.